Messenger RNA from Necator americanus (New World hookworm), 438 nucleotides. RefSeq lists its product as uncharacterized. Bases 1 to 438 code for a protein of 145 amino acids. The record is from RefSeq and is a predicted model, not a curated record. The transcript has a single exon. Lineage: Eukaryota; Metazoa; Nematoda; Chromadorea; Rhabditida; Ancylostomatidae.
AUGUACUACACCUUUCGAAGUGAAAACUGGAGUGAGACAAUGAGCCGUGGCGGGACCCUUUCUGUUCAACUUGCCGUAGAUGACAUAAUGCAAAGAACAUUUAAGCAGUGUCCCGCUGAUGUUAUUUUGGCACCUUCUGCACGCCCCUUCUUGGUGAAUCUCGAGUACGCCGACGAUGUAGUAAUAUUCGCUUUAAACAGCGCGAAGUUACAACAUGUUGUUAACUAUGUGUCGAGUUUAUCUGCAGCCUACGCACUGCGACUCUGCCCUUAUAAAUGCAAGAAGAUGUGGAUCUCUUCGAGACCCUCAACUGGAAUCAGAGUGGAUGGACAACCUAUCGAUGAGUUCUGUUAUUUGAGCUGUGCGCUCAAGAAAAAGGCUACGAGAGCGAUAUUCAGCAGAGAUGGGCUAAGGCCAUUUCCGCAUCCAACUCCUUAA